Molecule: messenger RNA, 1201 nt
Organism: Papaver somniferum (opium poppy)
Lineage: Eukaryota; Viridiplantae; Streptophyta; Magnoliopsida; Ranunculales; Papaveraceae
Product: expansin-A16-like
Exons: 2
Coding region: 153-1031 (292 amino acids)
Biological process (GO): plant-type cell wall organization
Cellular component (GO): extracellular region
Source: RefSeq, a predicted model, not a curated record
AUAAAAUCACCAUUAGAGUCUUAGGAAAAAAACAUCAGAAAAACCAAAAAAAAAAAGAAAAAAGUGGGGAGGGAAGAACGAGGAAAGAAACCAUCAAGAGCUCAUUUGGCAAAGGCAAAUUCAAACUCAUCCUUUGCCCUUUGGGCUCAAAGAUGUCACCGUUGAAAUCGACAACAAUGCAGCGAGGCGUUGCAUUAUCAACAUUAUUGUUGCUACUAUUUCUCACCCUUCCUGCAAAUGUUUUAGCCUCUUCUUCUCGUCAUACAUUGACACGAUCUAGGAACCUUAUUGCAAGUGAUCCAAUUGAAGGUGUACAUGCCAAGCAUCACAAAAAAAAGUUUGCACCUGGACCAUGGAAACAAGCCCAUGCAACUUUCUACGAAGGGUCUGCAACAACCUAUGGUGGAGCUUGUGGAUACGAUGAUUUAAGCAAAGAAGGAUAUGGAACAGAAUCAGCAGCACUAAGCACAACAUUAUUCAACGAUGGGUAUGGGUGUGGUUCAUGCUACGAGAUUAAGUGUGUCAAUGAUCCACAGUGGUGCAAGCCAGGACAACCUUCAAUCUUUGUAACUGGUACAGAUUUUUGUCCACCUAACUACGCCCUUCCAAGCAACAAUGGAGGAUGGUGUAACCCUCCAAACCAUCAUUUCGACCUUUCAAAAACUGCAUUCCUUGAGAUAGCCGAAUACAAAGCUGGAAUCGUUCCUGUACAAUAUCGAAGAGUUCCUUGUAAAAAACAAGGUGGGAUUAGGUUCACCAUCUCAGGGAACCCUUAUUAUAACAAAGUUUUGGUGUGGAAUGUAGCUGGUGCAGGAGAUAUUAAGAUGGUUAAAGUUAAAGGUAGUCAAAAUUUAGGUUGGACAAACAUGAAGAGAGAUUGGGGUCAGUAUUGGAUUACUGAUGCAAAAUGUGUUGGUGAGUCUCUCACUUUUAGAGUCAUUGCGAGCGAUGGACGUAGUUCUACUUCUUGGCAUGUCACUCCUGAAAAUUGGCAAUUCGGUCAAACAUUCGAAGGAAAGAACUUCAAGUAACCGAAUCAAUAAAACUUGUAUAUCAUCAAUUAACUAAGAAGACUAUUCGUAGAUAAAUAAAAAUCGUAUUUAUGAAACAAAAAAGAUGGCGGUAAUUCAUAUGCGCACCAUCUCCCAAUUAAAUAUUUUUGUAGUGUGUUGAUUCUUAAUGGAUAUUACUCUUUCUACAA